Messenger RNA from Nerophis lumbriciformis (worm pipefish), 1116 nucleotides. RefSeq names its product acidic leucine-rich nuclear phosphoprotein 32 family member E-like. The record is from RefSeq and is a predicted model, not a curated record. Gene Ontology annotation, molecular function: histone binding; phosphatase inhibitor activity. NCBI's taxonomy places the organism in Eukaryota, Metazoa, Chordata, Actinopteri, Syngnathiformes, Syngnathidae. Gene Ontology annotation, cellular component: nucleus. Gene Ontology annotation, biological process: regulation of apoptotic process.
CUCACGCAGAAGGCGGUGCUUCGUGUCCAACAUGGCGGUCUAGUUGUGUUUCCCUGGCCUGUCGGAGGAGAACCAUAGCGAGAGCUCACUUUCCAUUCCUUUGGUUUUGUUUUUUUUCCAAACCUGGUAGAAGAAACACCCGCGGGACAACAUGGACAUGAAAAAGCGAGUGAGCUUGGAGCUGAGGGACAGAAGUCCGGCUGAGGUGUCCAUGCUAGCAGUGGACAAGUGUCUUUCCAGCGACGGCGAGGUCCAAGGGGUGACGGAGGAGUUCAAGGGUCUGGAGGUGCUCAGGAUGGUCAACGUAGGCCUCACCUCGCUCUCCAAACUGCCAUCACUCCCUAAGCUACAGAAGCUGGAAGUGAGCGACAACGCUAUCUGUGGCGGCUUGGACACGCUGGCGGAGAAGUGUCCCGACCUGGUCUCCAUCAACCUGAGCGGGAACAAGAUCCGUGAGCUCAGCUCCGUCGAGGCUCUGAAGAACCUGAAGUACCUGAAGACUUUGGACUUGUUCGGCUGCGAGGUGACCACGCUGGACGACUACAGGGACACCGUCUUCCGCCUCCUGCCCAACGUCACGUACUUGGACGGCUACGAUCGGCAAGACAACGAGGCGCCCGACUCUGAUGACGACCCGGACGACGGCGCCGGCCCGCACGGGGACGACGAAGACGAGGACGAUGAGGAUGACGACGGCUCGGAAGAAGACGAGGACGGCGAAGAGGUGGGGCUGUCCUACCUGAUGAAGGAGGGAAUCCAGGACGAGGAAGAUGACGGAGACUACGUCGAGGAAGAGGAGGACGACGAGGACGAAGAUGGAGAUGAGGAGGCGGUCCAAGGCGAGAAGAGGAAGAGGGACAACAACAACGACGAUGACGACGGCGACGAUGACGACGACUAGUCGAGGAGCACCAGACGCCACGCCCACCAUUUGGUAGCCCCGCCCGCUUAGAGGGACAGUGAUCAGCUGGUCCUGGUCUGUGUGGGUCCUGGUCCUGGUCUGUAAAUAGAACUUUGAAACUUCGCCCCGUUCAUUUUUUUUUAAAAAUGUUAAUUUUACGGCGCCACCAUUUGACCAUGUGAAAUUGCUUUUUCGAAUAAAUCUGAGAGAAUAUA